GAAUCGGUGUUUUUAGAUCCAUAUUUUGAUCUUGUUUUUCUUCGAUCUGUGAUAAUUUGAUUCUGAUUCUGUCACAUGAUAUGAUUUUUUGUUGCAGAAUCCUAAGCUAUGGAAAAAUCUUACCCAACAUCAGUGCUGAAUACCAGAAAGCCAUUGAGAAGGUGAAGAUAAAGCUCAGAGGUUUCAUCGUUGCAGAUUUAUAUCCCAUUGAAGCGAGAAGUAAUAUGCAAAAAAUCAUGGGCUCUCCAACAGACACUACAAGAUAGCCUUUUUGCACUUCCACUUGUUUGCUAGAUGAUGAUUGUCUAAUACCACGACUAAAAGCAGCGGACAACCUGUUCUCCACCGAGUCAAUUUUUUCAAUCCCAACCGAGUUAACUCCAUAACACCAAGUACUUCCAACUUAAAAACCUAACUCCAAUUCCAUUCACCAAUGGAAGAGUUAAAGGUUUCAGAAGCUAGUUUAAUAGUUUACAUUCAUCCUUCUAAAAGCAAUCAAGUUUCAAAAGAUGUUCCUCGUGAACUCAGUUCUUUGCUUUUCACGUACAGUGAUAUAUUCGACGGUGUCGUUUUGGCUUAUGAUAUUAACUCGUUAUACAAAUGCGCAAAGAUUCUUCCCGGUGUUUGUCCUUAUUUCGGUGUUAAUCUGAAGGUCAAUAUGUUGCUUUUUUCUCCCAAGCCAAAUAUGCUUUUAGAAGGAAAGGUAGAGAAAAUUACACAUGAUUCGAUUCAUGUUGUUGUGCUUGGGUUUUCUGCUGCGAUUAUAGCCGAGAAAGAUAUCAGGGCAGAGUUCGUAAUGAAACACGAUAAAGGAGUGUAUGCAAGCAAAUCUCACAAGCGACACGUGAUAAAGAAAGAGACCAUGAUUCGAUUUAUGGUGAAGAGCUUUGAUGAAGAAACACUUCAGGUUUAUGGAUCUCUGAUUCCAGAUAAUGUAACACCCUAA
Trifolium pratense (red clover) is the source of this 946-nucleotide messenger RNA. Its product is annotated as DNA-directed RNA polymerase I subunit rpa43-like. Gene Ontology annotation, biological process: DNA-templated transcription initiation. The coding region runs from base 434 to 946 and encodes 170 amino acids. Lineage: Eukaryota; Viridiplantae; Streptophyta; Magnoliopsida; Fabales; Fabaceae. Gene Ontology annotation, cellular component: RNA polymerase I complex. The transcript is spliced from 3 exons. The record is from RefSeq and is a predicted model, not a curated record.